AUGGGUAAACGAUCGGAGAUCUCACUCCGUAGUCGUUAUCUGACUCCUUCUGAUAUAGCUUUGAGGUUAUUCCAAGGAAAGGCUGAUUUGAUUAAUCAUGUUGAAGCCGCGGCUUGGUUGGGUGACAAUACGCCCGAUAGAUCCGAUAUUCGAAAGGCUUAUAUGAGGUUAUUUGAUUGGACUAAUAGUAGCGUUUUGGCAUCUUUAAGAUCAUUAUGUGAUAAGCUUUAUAUGAAAGCUGAAUCUCAGCAGCUUGACAGAAUUAUUGAUUCGUUUUCCGACAGGUGGUGUGAAUGUAACCCUCGUCAUGGCUUCAAAUCGCCUGGGGUGAUCUAUACUCUGGCAUAUUCCAUUUUACUGCUGAACACAGAUCACCACUCGGAGGAGUUCACCUCGGCAAAAAAGAUGCCAAGGUCACAAUAUGUUCAACAGACUUUUGAGACUAUGCGAAGUCUCCUGAAAGGUGAAGGCAUGAUGGCUGAUGAUAAUAACUCAAUCCUUAGUCGGAAACGUACUUCGAUUGAUUCUCUUUCAAGAAGACCCUCGUCGAUGAAAAGAUGGAGUACUACUGUUGCAUCAACCAAGGUUGACAAUACAACCCUUGUUUGUGAUGACUCUCACUAUACAGUAAAAGAAUGGGAGAGUUUGAUUAUGUCCCUUUUAAAGGGAAUUUACACUUCCAUUGAUCUGACCCCCCUAAAUCUUGCUCGAGGGUCAAAUAACUGUCCACCUAGAGUUUAUCUACAUGCACAAUCUUCUGCUACUUCCUUAAAUAACUAUUACGGAGCACCUUCUAAUUCUAGUGAUGUUUACAAUCGCGGUGCUUUAAUGUCAAGAUUAAGCUUAAACCGUCGAUCUAGCUGGAUAUCCUCAUCUGAUGCUUGGUCUGACUACGAAUAUCAAGGAAUUAUCGCAAACAACCAGCCUAUCAUGGGUGACAGAAGGAGCAUGUAUAUUAAGGCCGAUGAACCAAUUGGGUUUUCAGGUGUUCUCAGGAAUUCCAUAAUACGAGAAGAACGUGCUGCCGCAAAGGCAGGCAUAUUGGGUCACUCUGAUCUUGCAUCUAUUGGUAGAGAUUCCUUAGGAAUCCUUGGGACGGCUAAUGAAGAAGAUGAAGAUGAUGCUUCUUCGAGUAGUGUCGUGAGCAGUAAGGAAUUGAGAAGGGGUCGGAGUCCAGGAGGGCAAAGUUCACCUAAUACUUCUCAAGAAGAUAGCUCAGAUGAGCCUACAACGGUCAUAACGAUCAAUGAUUUUGGAGAAGAAACGGAAGAUGAGGAUGUUGCCUUUGAAGAAAAGCUUGAGUUGACUGGAGCACCCUGGGCUAAAGAGGGUCUCCUUAAGUUUCAGGCGUUUGUCAAUGGAGGAAUAAGCAAAAAGUAUAGAAAGCGAGAAGGAUGGCUUCAAGUAUUUGUCAUCGUUCAAAAAGGAUAUCUCAAAAUCUUUAGAUUUGAUCACCCUAGUCGCAAUGAACGACCAAUCAACUAUACUUUUGAUCCUCCAAAUGCCUAUAGUAAUGUUGGUGGUGGUAACUGGCUGGAUAGGGCAACCCUCACCGAUAAUAUUCCUCUUUGUCAAACAAUGGCACAAGCAAUUCCUGUGACCAAUAUGAGUGCAGGUAUGAAGAAUAGCAUCAUCAUUUCGAGCUCAGCCUAUAUGUCCAUGCUUGAACCUGACCAUGUUGAUUGGUCACUGACAUUGCCCAACAAAUCUGUUCUGGUUUUCCGUGCUGGAACAAAAGAGAUAGCUGAUGAAUAUGUAUACACAUGCAACUACUGGGCAGCCAGGAGCUCAAAAGAGCCACUUGUUGAAGCUGUAUCGAGUUCUGAAUACGGGUGGAAUUAUCCCUUAGAGAAAGUUGCUGAAAAAAGAAAGGAAGAUGCUCAUUAUAAGCCAUUAGUUCAAUCGGGCGCAUAUGAUGCCAUUGUUAUCGACGGCCAAAAAAUUCAAAUAAGAGAGUGGCGAUCACCUCUAGUGUCGCAAGUUCUCUCCAAUUUAGAUGAGUCUAACCAGCUUGAGAUGUUGAAAAGGUUUAAUACAGCGGUCGAAAAGCAUUUGGAGGAUCACAAUGCUUCAAGAGCAGAAAUGAUUCAACUGUUCCAAUCUGCCUUACUUGUUUCGGCUCGUGCUCAUUCGAAUUGGGAGAGAAAAUCGCAGUAUCUGCUCAAAGAGACAGUAAAGUACGGCAUGUAUAUUUCUACUUUGGAAAAAGCCAUGGAACAACGUAGAGAUUUGGAAUUAAAAGCAAAAAGUAUGACAGUCUGA
Molecule: messenger RNA, 2262 nt
Organism: Sugiyamaella lignohabitans
Lineage: Eukaryota; Fungi; Ascomycota; Dipodascomycetes; Dipodascales; Trichomonascaceae
Exons: 1
Coding region: 1-2262 (753 amino acids)
Biological process (GO): regulation of ARF protein signal transduction
Molecular function (GO): guanyl-nucleotide exchange factor activity
Source: RefSeq, a predicted model, not a curated record